AUGCAAUUCUUUGCCCUUUCCCAAGUUUUCGUCCUCCUCUCCAUCCUCCAAGUGUUCAUGCCAGGAGCACUAUGCCUCCCAACAGCUCAACCAUCCACUGACCUCCAACUUGGAGCGGAGUCUCCAAAUCCUGCCCUCGAAGUCAGAACCAGCCUCGAAAAAAGGGAUAGCUGGGACUGUAAAGGUUCCAGUAACUGCGCCGGAGUAUCUGCAGACGCUUGUCGCCGAGCAUUUAGCCGCUUCCUCGUCGGCCCCGACGAAGUAAUCAGACGCGAGACAAGAUAUUCCGAGCGUUAUGAUGGAAUCGGCCUUCACAGCUGUCUUGCCAUCUACACUUGUUCCAACCCGGCGGACUAUGUGUCUGCCGCAAACGCAGGGGUUGCGACUGGUAGAAACCUUUGGUCCAAGUAA
Messenger RNA from Orbilia oligospora ATCC 24927, 411 nucleotides. RefSeq lists its product as uncharacterized. The coding region runs from base 1 to 411 and encodes 136 amino acids. Lineage: Eukaryota; Fungi; Ascomycota; Orbiliomycetes; Orbiliales; Orbiliaceae. The transcript has a single exon. The record is from RefSeq and is a predicted model, not a curated record.